AUGGGUUCGCAGCAGGUGCUGUGGUGUUCCCGCCCACCGAGGGAGCAGCUACUUCUAGAUGUCAAUUGUGCCUUCCCGGGGGUGGCAAGGGAGAGGCUCACCCUGAUCCUCAACCAAAACCCCCCAAUUCCUAAUGAAGAUGAAGUAUUCCCUUGGUCUCGAACGAAGCCGUAUUACUGCUUUCCAGUCCUAUCAGGACUCCAGGGCUGGGACGGGCUCUUAGAACCAGUGCAGAUGACAAGUGAAGGUCCCCUUUAUUAUGGAAAGGACCCCUUCUGCCGAUGGUCAGAGUCUUCCAUACCUCCCGUCAUCCUGGCCGAACUGGGGAACGAUCCCACGAAAGGCACCGGUGCUUCUACGGCCACUUGGACGUGCAGCCUGCCGACCAGGGCCGAUGGGUGGCUCACGGACCCUUACGUGCUGACGGAGGUGGACGGUCAGGAAACUUUAUGGACGAGGCGCAACCGACACAAAGGUCCUGUCUUGGCUUGGAUCAAUGCUGUGAGCGCCUUCAGAGCCCUGGAACAAGAUCUUCCUGUGAAUAUCAAAUUCAUCAUUGAGGGGAUGGAAGAGGCUGGCUCUGUUGCCCUGGAGGAACUUGUGGAAAAAGAAAAGAACCGAUUCUUCUCUGGUGUGGACUACAUCGUAAUUUCAGAUAACCUGUGGAUCAGCCAAAGGAAGCCAGCAAUCACUUACGGAACCCGGGGGAACAGCUACUUCACGGUGGAGGUAUCCACAGAGAGCAGUGCGUGGAUGGAGGCCUGUGGGGGUUGUGAAUGGGAGCGCCAGUCCAUUCUGGGAUCUUGGAGAGGAAGAAAGAAAGCUUUCCUGAGGGCAGAGGCCUUACUUGGGACACACAGCCUUAGGGGAGGUGGGGUGGGUGCAGAGGUCUUGGGGUUUGGGGAGGUCAUGAACCCCCUGACACUUGGAGUGGAUGUGGCUAUGUACCUUGUUCUGGAGAGGGGAUUCACAGGGGUUUGUGACUCACAAAGCAAAGCUUGGAAACUCUGGCCAUGGGAUUUGCAGGCAGGUAUGGCAGCCACAGGGAGGUAAGCAGACUGCCUGAUCAAUGCAGCGGCAACUGCUGUGUCCUGCUCCCGGCGUGGGCCUGCUGGCCGCAGUGGCAGGAAAUCUAAGUGCUGUGGUUACAGGGAAGGAGAAGGAGCAUUGGUGUCGCCCGAGGCCAGUAUCUGAAUCCUAGCUUCUACCGUGCCCAGCCUUGUGCAGGUGGCUUCACCUUGAGCCUUGGUUUCCCACCUUGAAAGAUGGCACAAUAACGCCCCCUCCCAGGAUGGC
Macaca mulatta (Rhesus monkey) is the source of this 1296-nucleotide messenger RNA. Lineage: Eukaryota; Metazoa; Chordata; Mammalia; Primates; Cercopithecidae. The record is from RefSeq and is a predicted model, not a curated record.